AUGAGCAACAAACGAUAUGCCUUCAUCCCUAUGGAUGAAGGUGAAGUGGGUCCCCAGAAAGUCGAGAAGAAAUCCAAACAUAGGCGUCGCGACGAAAAUGGAAAAUCUAGUUCUCAUCGUGAUUCGCAUCACAAGUCGCAUCGUACCCAGAGUCGGAGUCAUAGCCGCAGUCGUUCGCCACGUCGCGAUUCACAUAGACCGAAAACGAAAUCCAUCCGAAAACACGCGGAGGAUGACUUUGAUAAUAGGUGGGGUGAUGAAGAGCCAGGGAGUGAGCUUGAACCUUCAGACGACGGACGUGACGAAGAGCCCGAGUUCAAAGAAUCCGCUCCCAAACGCGUCAAGUUAAGUCCUAAUCAACGAGAGGGAGAGGAUGACGGUGCCGAUUCCGAUACUGCGCGCGACAUUGCCGAGCGAGAAGCCUUCUCCAUUCGUCUCAAGGAGCGAGAUGGGGGCAAAUCAAAGAGCGAAGGCAGGGCCGAAAGGGAAAGGCAGCGUCUAGCCGAAGAACUUUCUGCAAGCAGGGCUGCUAUGCCAGAUUUACGGGAGCGCUCGAGACAGGAUUAUCUAAAGAAGAGGGAGGCAGAAAGAUUAGCACUAUUACGGAAACAAGUCGCAGAGGAGACGGCAGAAUUAAAUAGUGGUGUACGGUUAUCUGAGCGAGAAAAAGCCGAGUUCGCGAAAAACCGAGAAAUUUUACGAUUAGCCGAAGAGCGAUUGCGGAUUGAUGACCACCGUGACGGCUAUUAUAUGCCUGAAGAUUAUAUCACGGAGAAGGGCAAGAUAGACAGGAAGCGGAAAGAGGAGGCGCUAUAUAAACGAUACGUCGAAAGAGAUGAAUACGGCCAGGAGAAGUUUGUUACCGAACACGAGGAGUGGGAAAGGGAGCAGACACAAAAGGCAAAGGCUCAGAUUAACAGGGCGGAAAGAGAGUACGAAGGAGAUUAUGCUCCUGUUCUUGAUCCCGAGCAGUACAUACAAUGGAAUAUGGGCUCGACAUUAGCUGGGGAGGGAAAGACAUUAACCAAAGAACAGAGGUUUUUGGAAGCGCAAAUUGAGGCUGCAGAGAAGAAAGCAUUAUCGAUCGAAGAAACUCGAAAGAGCUUGCCAAUAUACAAGUACCGAGACGAAUUCAUCGCUGCUCUCGAACAACCAGAUCUUAGUUCUUGUUGGUGA
This is a messenger RNA of Daldinia childiae, 1176 nucleotides long. Its product is annotated as Pre-mRNA-splicing factor ATP-dependent RNA helicase-like protein cdc28. NCBI's taxonomy places the organism in Eukaryota, Fungi, Ascomycota, Sordariomycetes, Xylariales, Hypoxylaceae. The transcript has a single exon. The coding region runs from base 1 to 1176 and encodes 391 amino acids. The record is from RefSeq and is a predicted model, not a curated record.